Messenger RNA from Pectinophora gossypiella (pink bollworm), 1810 nucleotides. RefSeq names its product UDP-glucosyltransferase 2-like (gene Ugt2). Lineage: Eukaryota; Metazoa; Arthropoda; Insecta; Lepidoptera; Gelechiidae. Gene Ontology annotation, molecular function: UDP-glycosyltransferase activity. The transcript has 4 exons. The coding region runs from base 150 to 1721 and encodes 523 amino acids. The record is from RefSeq and is a predicted model, not a curated record.
UCGCAUUGUUCAUCGAGUUACACAAUUUUAUUUUCGAUUAAUCAUUCUAUUUGAACAAGUGCUUUUGUUUAAACAUCAUAUGGUUUUUACUGUCUUUUGGGUAUCGACGUUAACAGUGAACAGACAUAUUGUGUUACUGCAGUUAUAAAAUGAACCGGUCAAUAUUUUGUCUACUUCUAUUCCUUGCAUAUUUCAGUUGUCUGGCUGAAAGUGCUUCGAUUUUGGCUUUGUUCUCGUCUCUGUCCUAUUCUGAUCACGCCGUGUUUAGAGGAUUGGUGUCUCAAUUGGCUCAGAAGGGCCACAAUGUCGUCAUGAUGACGGCUUACCCAGGCCACUUCACUUACCCAGACGUGGAGAACAUCGUCGAGCUCGAUGUUGGACAAGAAUCAGCGGCAUUCUGGAACGAAUGGCUGAAGUUGAUGACGAACACUGAUGACUACUACACGAGGCUGCGAGCCAUCAACGAACUGAACAUCAGAUUGACGAUUGCACAGAUCCAGUCUAAACAAAUGCAGUCUCUACUCAUCAAUCCGAAUUUGAAAUUCGAUCUGGUGAUCACUGAAGCCGAUGUCCCAAUUCUGUACGCGGCUGCUGAGAAAUACCAAUGCCCCCACAUAGCCAUCACAACUUCAAGCGGAAAAAUCCACCAGUACGAAGCGAAAGGUAAUCCAGUUCACCCAAUCUUGUAUCCAGAUGUGAACGCGUUGAAUUACGGAAAUUUGACGCAUUGGGGGAAGAUUGUCGAACUCAAUCGUCAUAUUCAAACUAAGUUGGAAUACUACAACAACUACCUACCAUACUGCGAGAUUGCCGCUAAGAAGUUAUUUGGCUUGAAAAAGGAUCUUCUUGAAGUUGAGAAAGAUAUUGAUUUGCUCUUCGUUGCUGCGAAUCCCUUGCUGAUUGGAAACAGACCAACAGUGCCUGCCAUAAUCUACACUGACAGAUUGCACCUUCGACCAGGAUUCUCCUUACCUCAGAAUUUGCAAGCCACUUUGGAUGCAGCAAAGAAAGGAGUGAUUUACUUCAGUCUUGGUGCAGUGCAGGAGUCAGAAGCAUUAGCUCCUCGUCUGUUGAAGACUUUAUCUGAGGCCUUCCGUGAAUUGCCGUUCACGGUGCUAUGGAAGAUUGGCAACACGACUGCUUUUGAUAAACCAGAUAAUGUCAUUACUGGGGCGUGGUUCCCUCAGCAAGAGGUUUUAGCCCAUCCCAAUGUGAAAGCUUUCCUAACCAACGGAGGUCCUCGCUCGCUUGAAGAAGCCUUGUUCUAUGAGGUGCCCAUUAUUGGGCUUCCCAUAGUCCGGUCCAGGAAAGUCUUCAUGAAGGAGAUCACGAAACAUGGCGCUGGAGAGAUCGUUGACCCAUACACUUUCGAUAAGGACGAACUGAAGGCUACUAUUUCUUUAGUCGCUGCGAAUGAACAGUACAAGCGAGCGAUGUCCAAACUCAAGGCCAAGGUAGUGAACGAGUAUAUCUCAGGCCCUGACAAUGCAGUUUGGUGGGUGGACUACGUCCUCCGUAACGGCGGGGCUCGCCACUUGCGCGCUGCAACUGUUGGCAUGAGCUCCUUCAGUUACUUCCUUCUGGAUGUGGUUGGAAUUCUUCUAGUUGGGUCCUUAGUAGUGCUUCUCGUCUCCUAUUUUCUGUUGCGUUGGGUUAUAAAGCGACUACGCGUAAAAUUCUUAAGACGGGGGGAAACAGGCGGCAAAUUCAAAGCAUUGUAAUUGUAAAAGUUUUGAAUAUAUUGUAAUUACUAAUUAUUUAAAAGGAAUAUUGUAAGUAAUGCAUGUUUUAAAAUAAAUACAAAGUACUG